Molecule: messenger RNA, 1501 nt
Organism: Rhodofomes roseus
Lineage: Eukaryota; Fungi; Basidiomycota; Agaricomycetes; Polyporales; Fomitopsidaceae
Product: oxidoreductase
Exons: 5
Coding region: 249-1415 (388 amino acids)
Molecular function (GO): nucleotide binding
Source: RefSeq, a predicted model, not a curated record
GGUUCUGUUACACAGACACUCCGCUGAGCAAACGUUCGAGAUCGUCGUCGGGACUCCGUCGUACGCCAUAGAAGGCCUGCUGAUUGCUGUCAGCGUCGAAAGGGGCUGACGCGUUCCCAGCGUGCGGCCCGGCUUGGCCGUAUGUCGUCCGUCGGUAUAUCAUCAGCGUCCUAGGGCGGAACAUCGGCGUCCGCUCUGCAUUUCUUGUCCCCCUUCUUCCCCCUCAACACAGAAAACUUCUCUGAGUUAUGACCUCGUUCAAGCCCAUCAAAUCAGCCGUGCUCGGUGUCGGGCUUGGCGGAAUGACAUUCCACAUCCCGUUUGUUCUUGCGCUGCCCCAGUAUUUUACACUCCACGCUGUUCUCGAGCGCAACCCCGCCUCCCCUGGGGGCAAGCUCGGCGCACGAUUCGGCGCUGAGAAGGCAAAGAAUGUCAAGAUUUACCACAGCUACGACGAGGUGUUGAGCGACCCGGAGGUCGAGCUUGUUUUUAUCAGCACCCCAAGCGAGACGCACUACGCGCUCGCAAAGCUAGCGCUGGAGGCUGGGAAACAUGUCCUCGUUGACAAGCCCGUCACUGCAACUGCUCAAGAAGCAUAUGAACUCGGUGACCUCGCGAAGGCGAAGGGUGUCGUUCUGUACCCGUUCCAGAACAGGCGCUGGGACUCGGAUUUCCUGACCCUCCGCAAGCUCCUGGACCUCCCACCGUCAGACCCGAAGUCGCUGGGGACGCUCGUUGAAUUUGAAUCCAGAUUUGACCGUUAUCGCGCGACGCUAAAGGGCACAUGGAAGGAUCUACCAAUCCCUGCGAACGGCCUGACGUACGACCUGGGCGCCCACACUAUCGACCAGUCUCUGGUGCUGUUCGGGCGCCCGAAGGCGGUUACUGCGAUGAUUGAAAACAUCCGAGGACUCGGGCACAAGGAGGUGGAUGACUGCUUCACGAUCUUCCUGCACUAUCCGCCUCGGAAGGCGGAGAAUGGUCUCCAGCCCACGUCCUUCACGGUCAUCCUCCGGGGUCACAUUCUCUCUGUCCGUUCACAGCAGGUGCGGUACGUUGUCCGUGGGCUCCAAGGAACGUACACCAAGUUCGGCGUGGACGUCCAAGAGGACCAGCUGAAGGUCAUCCCGGAUCCCGCACAAAUCGCCGCAUCCGAGUCCUACGGUGUGGAGCCAGAGAGCCUCUGGGGAACGUUGGAGAACCUCACGACAGGCGACAAGAUCGUGAAGUCUACAUGGCCGUCGACUGAGCGGGGAAAUUACGCGGGGCUCUUCGAGGAUCUCGCGAAGACCAUCCGCGAGGGAAAAGAACAGGCAGUGAAGUGGGCGGAGUCGGCGGAAGUUAUUGAGAUCAUCGAGCUUGCAUACGAGAGCACGCGCGAGGGACGCACGAUCACUGUGCCUCCUCGGCCGUGAGGUUGUGAGGCAGCCUGCACUCUGAUGACACGUCCUGUCAACGGCAGCGAACAUAAAGAGGAGAAGUAAAUGACCCAACUGUACUA